Molecule: messenger RNA, 1133 nt
Organism: Melospiza melodia melodia
Lineage: Eukaryota; Metazoa; Chordata; Aves; Passeriformes; Passerellidae
Product: histone H1.10
Exons: 1
Coding region: 57-713 (218 amino acids)
Biological process (GO): nucleosome assembly
Cellular component (GO): nucleosome
Molecular function (GO): DNA binding; structural constituent of chromatin
Source: RefSeq, a predicted model, not a curated record
CCGCCGCUGCCCCCGCCCGCCCCCGCGCCGGCCCGCGGCCCGCCACUCCCCGCACCAUGUCGGUAGACCUAGAAGAAACCGAUCUGCCCAUGGCUGAGGCAGAGGAGGCGCCGCUCUCUCCAGAGAAGAAAGCGGCUGCUAAGAAGGCGAAAGGAGGCGGCGGCGCCUCGUUGUCGCCAUCGAAGAAAAGGAAGAACAACAAGAAGAAGAACCAGCCGGGCAAAUACAGCCAGCUAGUGGUGGAGACGAUCCGCAAGCUGGGCGAGCGCAAUGGCUCCUCGCUGGCCAAGAUCUAUAACGAGGCCAAGAAAGUGGCUUGGUUCGACCAGCAGAACGGCAGGACUUACCUGAAGUACUCAAUCAAGGCACUGGUACAGAACGACACGCUGCUCCAGGUCAAGGGCACCGGCGCCAACGGCUCCUUCAAGCUCAACAGGAAGAAGCUGGAAGGCGGCGGGGAGGGGGGCGCGGGCAACAGCGCCCACAAGUCCCUCAAGAAGGCGACGGUCUCCUCGACCCGGAGGGCGGAGAAGCCGGCGGCCAAGAGCAAGAAGCCCGAGAAGAAAUCGCACAAGAAGGGAGCCAGCAGCGCGGCGGCGAAGAAAGACAAGGGCAAAGCCAAGAAGGCCACCAAGAAGGGAGCCGCGUCCCCCGGGGGCAAGAAGGUGAAGAAGUCGGCAAAGCCCAAGGCGCUCAAGAGCCGGAAGGCAUGAGACCGAGGCGCAGGGAGCCUCCCGCCGCCCUCCGGGCUGAGAGCCCCGCGGCACAGACUGCUCUGAGGACAGACCCCAGGGGACCCGCUUUGUCUUUGUGUUGCUGACUCGCCUCCGCAGCCACCGCCGUGCGCGGUGAGCGGGGCUGCGGCCGCCCCAGCGCCCCCCCCUUCCCCUUCUCUGCCGCCUUAUUUUGUCCAUCCCUUUUCCCCCCAUCCCAUUCCGCGGCUUUUCCCCGAUCGCGCCCUUUUGUUUUCGGCCGUGCCCCUCCCCGCCUGUAGACGGUUCCCGGCCCCCUCCCCGUCCCCCCGGUUCUCGGGGAUUUUUCCCGCCCGGUUUCCAUAGCAGCCAUUUUGCACGGGGCCCCCCCGCGCCACGUGGGCCGGUCCCGCUCCCGCCGCCCGCGCGCGCCCCGCCUGG